CCCCCGAACCAAACGGAGCUAUAGUGGAAGCCUUGUCUUCUUGGAGAUCCAAUUUCUACUCAAAUAUAGCUGGAGCGUUUGUAUUAAUUUUGUUCCUCGUGAGCAAAACAUGGUAACAGCGUCCCUUGCAAAAUUUGGCAUUUCCAAUUCCGCUCUUUUUGAUUCAGCUCCCCCAUUUCUGAGGGACUUAGUGCGAAAGGAUUGCAUGGGACCAAAAUCCCCAGAAUUUUCUUAAUUUCUUUGUUUGUGGGCUCUGUCCCCUCUUUUCUAUCAAAAAAAAAAAAAAAAAAGGUCCAGAUAUUACCUUCGAUCAAGAGUCUGAUGAAGGGAAUUUCGGAAUGCAUGCUUCAUCUGAGCGCGAAAUUUCUUCCCAGCGCUCCUCUUCACCUGCAUGGUAUCCUCAAGUUGAAUUUCAAGUGACAGAUGGUUUCACUUGUGAUCGAAAGUUUUACGUCAUCAAGUUUCAAACAGCCGAAGAUUUAAGGGAUGUUCUAUUAUAUAGAUCCUGGGCUACUGAGAAUUCGUUAAGGGCUGUUUACAUGGAAUCCCAAUCUUCAGAUAAGCAUGAGGGUAACGCGGCCAAACAUGUCAGAAGAGAUCAUGUCAGAUGUCUCAGUGCUUCAGAUGCAGACAUGCUGUGCCACAGUUCAGCAGUGGAUGCCAUGCUUAGCAAAGCAUCCUUAUAAUAAAGUUGAGGUUAGCUCCAAUUUAAGAAUUCUCAUAUCAGUUGUCUGGAAAAGAAAAUACAUUGAUUUAUCAGUACUCAUAAUGAUUCGUGGGUUAACUUCAAAUUUACUCUCAAACAAAAAGAGGUGGGUCCCAAGAAUUAUAUGACCAUCCAACGCAUUAACAUUAGUUUCUUCCAUAGAAAAAACAAAUUAUUUACCUCUUCCUAGUCUUGAUUUGCGAGUUGAUCGAGAAAUACCGUUUUCAUUCCUCUGCAACGACUCAACGAUUCUAUUUGGUCGAGGUAUUUGGGGUCCUGAUAAUUCAGGGAGAUCACCUUGCUUUCUGUGGCUCUGUAAGGUUUUCAAGAAAGAAAGUAAAAUGAUGUUAUUUCCUGUGAUAAGCCAGAAGCAAAGUGAGAUCAUCAAUCCACAUUUAUAUUCAGUUUUACACACAGAGAAAUAGUCAUCAUAUCAAGUGUUCGUAGCCAAGUCCUGAAGUAGCUGGCAGGAGUCCUAGUUUAUUUCUGACUAACAAGUGGCAUUAGGAUUAGUCAACAAUGACGACUAUUAUUGACAGUAACAUCUGAGAGGUUUGAAGUUAUUAAGUGAAUACUUGUGGAUAAUUUUAUUAUAAUCUUCAAUGUUGGGUUUUAAAGGGACACUAAGAGCUUAAAGUUGGAAUAGUAUAAACAAGAAUAUUAAAAUGAAUGUGCGGCCAUACAUGAAAAGAUAGAAUUUGUAAUGAGCUUAUGUGAGAAAAAGUGAGUGUACUAUCCAUUGAGGAGAAGAUGGUAUAUAAUUGUUUGAGAUAGUCCGAACACGUAUAAAGAAGGCUAUGAGAGGCCCCAGUGAGAAAAAUGAAACAGAUAGUCUUGAGUCCUAUAAAGAGGAGUAGAGAAAGGCUAAAAAUAACACUUGUAAAAGUUGUUGAAAGAAACCUUUUAGUUAACAAUAUUUUCAAAGGCUGAUUUGCUGAUAGAGCAUAAUGAUAUCGUGCAAUCCAUGUAACCGACUCCAUCUAAUGGGAUAAGACUUGUUGUUGUUGUUCAAUAACAUUGUACUUUAGCAUGUGAUUAAAAGCAUCUGAUUAUAAUUGCCUGAGAUUUUUCAGUUACCUGAGUAUUGAUCACAACAUCUGUUUGUUCUGAUGGAUCAAAAUCUGUGGACACAUCUAUAUGAUUGUACUCAUCAGCUUCAUUAAGAGAGGCCGGCGUACCAUGUGGAAGCUGAUGCUUUUGUUGUCGAUGGUUGGAAGUCCUGUCCAUAUGGCUUGCAUUGCCAAUGUAUUUUCUUUCUGAUACAUCUGUCCCUUGUUUGGUUAAAUCAUAGGUGCCUUUUGCAAAGGAUGGAUCGAGAGCGCUAAUUUUGCUUUUUGAGCCAUCUGAUAAAGUAGAUGUAGCAUCUGCUUUUCUGUUUUUUGCCCAUGUAAAGCCAUUGGAUCCUGAGACUGGCACCGGUACACUAAAGCCAUGAGAAACAUCCAUUACGCGGGUAGUCCCUGACAUUGCAUUUGAAGAUGGCUUUGAUGCCCCUCUAUGCAUAGGUCCUCCUUUUUCCUUAGGAAGACGUGCUUUUCUAUCGUCUUUACGAGCGUUUCGAGAGAUGUACUGCACUUCCUAUGUCAAGGAGGAAAGAUUAUAGGAGUAAGAACUGGUGAUCUUUUACAAAGAAUAUAUAUAACAUAAUACACUCAGAGAGCACCUCUUUCUUCUGAGCUGAAUUAUUGACA
Molecule: messenger RNA, 2397 nt
Organism: Prosopis cineraria
Lineage: Eukaryota; Viridiplantae; Streptophyta; Magnoliopsida; Fabales; Fabaceae
Exons: 2
Coding region: 339-686 (115 amino acids)
Source: RefSeq, a predicted model, not a curated record